AUGAUGUCCUUAGAUAUUUAAAAUGACUACUUAGAAUUUGCAUCAGUUUUGGAUGACAAAUACUAUAUAAUUGAUACAAUUGGAUUUGGAAGAUAUGCAAAAGUAAAGUUGGCAAUUGAUAAGGAGGAUAAACAAAAAUACGCCAUCAAAAUCAUGAAAACAGAUCCGACUACAAGUUAAUGCAGAUCUGAAACAUUUAUAAAUGAAAUUUCAACACAAGCUGAAUUUGAUCAUAAACACAUAAUUAGAAUCAUAUAUUGUAGAAUGAAUGGAAAUUACAAAAAGAUUGAUGGGAGAGUUCAACAGGUUUCUUAUUUUGUAAUGGAAUUGGCCAAUCAAGGAGAAUUGUUCUAAUUAUUAGAACAGUCUUAGCAAUUUUCUGAAAAAUUUGCAAGAAACAUUUUUUCACAAUUAAUAAAAGGAAUUGAGCAUCUGCAUGAACGCGGUGUUGUUCAUAGAGACGUGAAAGCUGAAAAUAUACUAUUUAGUAAUGGUGUACUAAAACUGGCUGAUUUUGGAUUUAGCACUAAGACCAUAGAUGAGAAGGGAUCCAGAGUCCAAUUUGAAAUAUCUCAGCAUAUUGGGUCUCCUGAAUACAAUCCUCCAGAAUUAUAUAAUAUCGGAAAAUAAAAGUUUUACAAUCCAGAACAGGCUGACAUCUUUGCUGCUGGUGUAAUCUUAUUUACAAUGGUGAUCAGAUCUGCUCCUUUCAAGACUUCAAAAUCCACUGAUCCUUACUAUUCCUUAUUAAAAAACAACAAACAAUCCUUCUGGAAGAUCUAUAGUGAGAUUGCAGAUUCAUCUGCUCAAUUUAAAGAUCUGAUUGAAAAAAUGUUGGAUGAAAAUCCAUUAAAACGAAUAACCAUAGAAUAAAUUAAACAGCAUCCCUGGAUGUAAGAAUAAAUGCUUGGCUAGACAGACUUUUAAAAAGAACUAAAGAACAGACACGAUAUGAUAUUUAGUUAAUAAAUAGUAAAGAUUACAAAUAAGAGGGAUACCAAAUUUUCAACUAGAAAAUCAAUCAAAAAAGUAGAAACAGAAACAAUUAGCAAAAGUAUCUCAAAAUGUUCAUAUGAGAAUCUAGAAUUGAUUGACAUGAUAAACGCUAAGUUAUAGAUCAAAUGGAAUUCGCCAAAAGAACAAUUUAAAUAAUAAUCAAAUAAGAGUGAAAAAUUAAAAGUAGGAAUCUAAUAAAAAUAAUAAAAUUUACACUGUUCUAGAACAAAUCAGGAAUCCAAAAGAUCAAGUCCUGGAUCACCCUCGAACGAUUCUGACAAUUGAUACGAACCAAUUAUAUAUAUAUAUAUAUAUUAUUAUUUAAUCAUUCAAAUCUUU
This is a messenger RNA of Paramecium tetraurelia, 1335 nucleotides long. RefSeq lists its product as uncharacterized. Gene Ontology annotation, cellular component: cytoplasm. Gene Ontology annotation, molecular function: ATP binding; protein serine/threonine kinase activity. The transcript has 7 exons. The record is from RefSeq and is a predicted model, not a curated record. Lineage: Eukaryota; Ciliophora; Oligohymenophorea; Peniculida; Parameciidae. Gene Ontology annotation, biological process: intracellular signal transduction; protein phosphorylation.